Messenger RNA from Phanerochaete carnosa HHB-10118-sp, 1672 nucleotides. RefSeq lists its product as uncharacterized. Gene Ontology annotation, cellular component: protein farnesyltransferase complex. The record is from RefSeq and is a predicted model, not a curated record. The transcript is spliced from 9 exons. The coding region runs from base 1 to 1515 and encodes 504 amino acids. Gene Ontology annotation, molecular function: protein farnesyltransferase activity. NCBI's taxonomy places the organism in Eukaryota, Fungi, Basidiomycota, Agaricomycetes, Polyporales, Phanerochaetaceae. Gene Ontology annotation, biological process: protein farnesylation.
AUGGUGGCCAGCGGUACUCGGCAAAUAAGACCUGCGCCAGUCGAUGGCUUUCCUACCCCAACGUCUGAUCUGCAGACGACGACAGAGAACAUCCUCAAAGCUCGCUUUGAAUACGUCAAAGCGUCCCCAAAUGACUUCACUGCGGACGGCCCCGUACUGCACCGAAACGCACACCUUCAGUUUCUACUGCGAAAUCUCAUUCAAGGAUUUCCUGCUCGUUAUAGGUCGCAAGAUGCGAGCCAGCCGUGGCUAUUCUUCUGGACGUUGCAAGGGUUCAGUGUUCUUGGCGUAGGCAUGGACGAGAGUACUAGGAAGAGGACGAUAGAGACUAUUCUGGCUCUGCAACAUCCAUUCGGAGGCUUCGCAGGAGGACCUGGCCAAUUCCCCCAUCUACUUCCUACAUACGCGUCCGUAUGUGCGCUCGCGAUAGUAGGCCAUCCAGGGGAGAAUGGAGCAUGGGAUCAGAUCGAUCGUAAGAAGAUGUACAACUUCUUCAUGUCCCUGAAGCAAUCAGACGGCUCUUUCCUCGUUUCCCAUCACGCAGAAGUAGAUGUUCGAGGAAUAUACUGUCUCCUCGCAGUCGCAACCAUGCUCGAUAUCUUGACACCAGAACUGCUCACCGGCACACCAGAGUUCAUAGCCAGCUGCCAGACGUACGAAGGUGGCUUCGGCAGUGCAUCCUUCCCAGACUGGGCACUGUCCAACGACGGCUCUGUGAAAGAUGUAAGCGCACCCCGGCCGCCCCUCGGCGAGGCCCACGGUGGGUACACGUUCUGUGCGACUGCGAGCUGGGUGCUCCUCCAGCCGUACAUCCAGACAUACUACCCUGCCCGGUCUCUCUCCGCACCCUGCAUCGACAUCCAUGGGCUCCUCCGCUGGGUCACGCAUAUGCAAGGUUCUGCGAUCGAGCUCGGUGGUUUCAAAGGACGAACAAACAAGCUCGUCGACGGCUGCUACAGCUGGUGGGUAGGCGGCUGUGUCGUACUGGUAGAGGGGCUCCUAGGCAUUGAGAAACACUCGGGAGGCAAGGAGGGGAGAGAGGGUGAAGAUAGUAAUGAGCAUGCAUGGGGAGAUGUCGACGACUCCCUGUUCAACCGCGAAGCUCUGCAAGAGUAUGUUCUGAUCGCCGGGCAGCAUGCGGCUGGCGGACUGAUUGACAAGCCACCGAAACCAGCCGACGCAUAUCACACGCUGUACUGCCUCUCUGGCCUGUCAGCAGCACAGCAUCGCGUUGUCCCAAUUGAUGAACGCAAAGCGGAGCUACUCAGCGCCUGGGUCGACGCCCCAUCCGAUCGUACCAAAGACGAAGCUACGAGUCGCCUCCGCAAACGUGCGUUCGUCGACAUGCUCAGCUGGGUCGAGGAGGAGGGUACAGUGGUAUAUGUUGGCGGCGCCGCGAACCGACUCAACGCGACGCAUCCUCUCUUAAACCUCACGGCGACGCACGUGGAGGCUAUGAUGGCGCACUUUUACGGGCAGAAGACGCCGAUGCGCGGGGCUGGUACGAGUGCAUAAGACACAAAUGUCACUCAAACGACCACAAUGGAAAGUUGACAAUGUACGAAUAGCUUUACCUUAGUGGUGUCCAUGGCUGUGGUCGAACGUGGUAUAUAAUGGAGGAGCAGGAAACUGUGAUCACGUGUUGACGAUGUAUAACGCUUUCAACCUCGAG